Camponotus floridanus (Florida carpenter ant) is the source of this 3367-nucleotide messenger RNA. It is a transcript of the gene nau, whose product is annotated as transcription factor SUM-1. Lineage: Eukaryota; Metazoa; Arthropoda; Insecta; Hymenoptera; Formicidae. Gene Ontology annotation, molecular function: DNA-binding transcription factor activity, RNA polymerase II-specific; RNA polymerase II cis-regulatory region sequence-specific DNA binding; protein dimerization activity. The record is from RefSeq and is a predicted model, not a curated record. The coding region runs from base 1081 to 2040 and encodes 319 amino acids. Gene Ontology annotation, biological process: muscle organ development; regulation of transcription by RNA polymerase II; positive regulation of myoblast differentiation. The transcript has 5 exons.
GCGAGUGCGUGUGCGUGACGCACGCCUAAGAAGAGAUACCAUGUGGCGGAGGGACCGAUACUACACGGCAAGGCAUCUUCGCUCCGUGAUCUCCGGCUACGAGAUUUUCGGAUCUGUCGCGUCUGGUCCGACGACCGGCUCGGUUUAGUCACGUCGGAUUCGUAAGGAAGGAAGUCGCGCUGCCGGUUAAAGAUCGACCUCCUUCCUCCCAUCGGGUUUCGCUGGAGCGCCGAUUUGGAGUCUCUUAUACAAGUUGAGUGCGGGAUUUAUCUCUUUAUUUUCUCGUCGUUUCCGCAAUCUCUGUCUUCGGAAUAAAAGUGCGUUCAAAUGCGCGACCGUCGAGUCCAUUGACGUGAAGCAUCUCGUGCUCCGAAAUCUCUCGAUUCAGCUUUCGAAAAAUCGAAUCUUCUAUCUUCAUGAUUGAGAUUGCUCAAACUGUGGACUCGGUCAUCCGAUAUACGAAGAAUUCGCGGAAAACCGGGCAACGAUAGAGUGAAUUGACUAAACUUAAAUAACGAGCGACGAGGGAGGAAUCUGUCCAGCGGUUCUAGAGAAUCGGGGCGGAAAUUCCGCGUCUCGGGACGAAAUCGAUCUGGAACGACUUGGACAAAGUUAACGAGAAAGUUGAAGGAAGAAGAGUUAACUGUACCGAAUAUAUAUCGAGAAACGUCCGUGUCCUCGCUGGGACCAGCGACUCAUAUCUUUCCCGGAAAAGAAGCGACAGUUAAAUGGGAUAGAGAAAAGAGCGUUUUCGCAAUUUUACGAGUAUCUUUAGCGUCAGUCAGUUUCACCCUUGGUCGAUUUCUUCAUCUAUUGCAACCGCUGCUGCAUAAUUUCAAAGGAUCUAUCUUCUGAAUAUUAAUAUUUGACGAAUACAUAAUCGUUUGAUGGGGAAUCUGAUGAUGCGAGUGAUUAUGCACGUACGCCACUCGAGGGGGAAAUUCAAUUAAAUCGCCGCAGAAUACAAUUUCGCUCGUGAUGAGGUCGCGCGAGAUCGAACGCGUGGACGAUCGGUGCGUUUUCGCUUCGGGCGAUCGAUUAGAGUGACGAGUCCGUUUCUUCUCGACGAAACUUCGUGAAAUGAUGACCCUCGUGACGGACGCGGUGCCCUACGCCUACGAAGCGGCCGCGAGAACGCCCUACGACGGUUACCGUCAUCACUUGCAUCAUCAUCAUCACCAUCAUCAUCAUCCUCACCCUCAUCGGUAUCGGCGCGUUUACGCGCCAACGGAAUCCGAGUAUCUGCAGGAGGGAUACAUCGCUACUCAGGUGGAUACGGACGAUCGCGCGAGGCUUAUCGGCAAUAAUGCCCUGGUGUCAGCCGGCUCGUUGAAUUAUCGCAACGACCGAAUCAGAUCGCAGUCCCGCUACGCCCUCGAUUCGGACGACGCUUCGUCAGUGAUAUCGGCGGACGCUUCGGCCGACCUCGAGUCCGGUUCCGCGGACGCCGACGAGAUAAACGAGACUAGCGAGACCAACGAGACGAACGAGAGCGAGUCGAUCGAGCACGUGCCGCAUCCGCACGUUUUGGACGCCGGUUCGCCGCAUGGUCCACGCAGAUGCCUUCUGUGGGCCUGCAAGGCUUGCAAGAAGAAGACGGUCACCGUCGAUCGGAGGAAAGCCGCCACUUUGCGCGAGAGACGGCGCUUGAGAAAGGUCAAUGAGGCCUUUGAAGUGCUUAAGAGGAGAACGAGCAACAACCCUAAUCAGCGUUUACCGAAAGUGGAGAUACUGCGGAAUGCAAUCGAGUACAUCGAGAGUCUCGAGGCGCUACUGCAGGGAAAUCGGUCCCCCGGACAUCAGGAUCACCCUUCCGCCGAGAAUAUGAAUGGAGAAUCGUCGCAGUACGUGACAGACAGACUUCGGCAAUUCUCGGAUCCUUUGGCGAGGUUUCAACCAAUUAACGGUUUCGAGCAAACCGAGCAAGCGUUAUCCUCGCAAAAUAACGGCAGUAGCUUGGAUUGUCUCAGUAUGAUCGUGCAAAGCAUUAAUGGACCGUUACAAUCGUCAUCGGAGAAUCAUUAUUCACCGCAUCACUGAAGUUGCAAUAUCGAGUCUUGCUGAUCCCUCUUUGGCUCAAGCCCUCCUUCUUAGCCUUUACGGCAGCAAAAUGUACGUCACUCGAAUUUUCAAUUUAACGUGCAUAUAUACAUAUACAUAUAUGGUCAAAGAUCUGACCCUUUUCGAAAUAAUUCUAUCGUAUUGCACAGGAUGUUUCGAAAAUCGUUAAAAGUGUACUUUUAGCGACUUGCAGAAAGAUGAAGAUGAAUGACGGAGAUGUUGACAAUAGUAAGUUAGGUGGCUGUUUAUUUAUAAUUAAAAGAAAUAUAAAAAUAUAUAAAUAAAGGAGAGGAAGACAUUUUGCGUCUCUAAACUCGAGGAAUUCCUAGUGGAGAAGAAGCGUUCGAUUUUUGAAACAUCGUAUACAUUUUAAUCGGUCGCACGAACGCGCGAUGGAUUUUUGUCGAAGCAAAAAUCACGUACAUCUCUCGAGCGAUUAAAUUGAUAUUCAACGAAAGCCGUACAAAGUAAUAUAGAUUUCCGAUUAUCCGUCGUCAAAUCUAUGCGAAAUAUUGGAAACGCCGUGAGAAAUAGUAUAAAAAAUAUUUUAUCUAUACAUAUAUACCAAAGAAGAAAUAUUUUAAAAGAUAAAUUCUAGAUUUUCUUCUCCCUUGGCGAGAACUUAGCUUAAUAUUAAUUAUAGUAGUUAUUAUAAAAGAACGCAUGAUGAAAAUUUAUAGCGGAGUAAGAACUCGUUAUGAGGCCGAUAUUUAAAUAUUUGGAAUGAAGAAAAACGCUAUUGAAAACAAAAAUGCGUUUUAUUUCCAAUAGGGGAUUCAUAGAUUUUUAAAAGAUUAAUUUCUUUCUUUUUUUUACUCGUCCCUAUUUUUUGGCGAUAUUAAUUUAGAACAAGCGCGAGAAAUGCAGAGCGAUGUAAUUGCCAGAAAUAUUUUUUGCGCUUUCGUACUUUUCGUAUUUUUCUUGUUAUCUCUGCAAUACUUGUAUAGAUGAAGCAUACUACUGUUAUUUUCAAAAUUAAUCUUUAUCCUUACAACUGCAAUGUAUUCUUCUCUUGAUAUAGAGUUUCUUCCUCAUUAAAUGUACAAAAUUAUCUUUCCUUGCAUAUGCGUUGUUUUGCAUUUCAAUUCGAAAAUUAUGGAUUUAAAUCGUGAUAUUUUAGCGUAAAAUACCUUACAAUUAAUUUUGAAAAAUAUUAAGGGAGACACGCUCAAGAAAAUCGUCGGAACAAGCCUUCUCAUGUGCUUGCGAGAUGUAUCGAUUGCGUGGAGUAUCUAUCUAACCGAGUUUCUCAUCGAUAUCAAUAAUGUAAAUAUGCGGAAACAAUAAAGAGGAACGAAGAAACGGA